CGAAAACUAGCCACAUGUAUUAUAAAUUAAAAAUUGCAAUUUUGUUAUAAAUAAAAGAGCAAAACUGCCGGAAAAACAAGCACAAAUCAGGAAAAUACCUACAUGAGAGCUUUAAGUGUUCACGGUGCUGUGAGAAAAGUGAAAUCUGCUGGUAAAAGUUUGCUAAGACAGCGGGCGUGUAUGUGUGUGUAGGAAUCUGCAAAACGAGACCAAAAAAGCCGACAACAGAGUAAACGGGCACAAACAUAAAAAGUUGCGCCCAUUUUGUUGUUGUUUAUUCAUUAAAUACACACGAACAAACAACAACCAACGCUUCUGUUUGUGUGUAUGUUUUUUUCAUACACACAUAUACAUACAUGCACAUACACACUGAUUGCAAUGCAAGCGUAUGUGUGCCUAUGAGUUGGAGCAGCAGCAGCAGCAAGACCAGCGAGCUCCCGCUCCCCAAUACAUAGCCGUCGACGGUCUCUCACACCAAUACAAGCGCAAGCAAGCGAGCGAGCGAACAGCAGCGCCAAAGAAACAGUUACCGCACGUAUAAGCACAGUAGUCGUAGUCGCAGUCGCAGUCAGAGCGGCAGAAGCAACGUCAUAAAUUUGUCAUCGCUACAUCUUUUUGGGUUAUAUGAAAAUAAUUUUAAAUUAAAUUAAGAAAACGUAAAGGAGCCGCAUUAUACAAAGAUGAUAUUGCUGGAAAUCAAUAAUCGCAUCAUAGAGGAAACGUUGCUGGUCAAAUACCGCAAUGCUAUAGCAGGACUCAAACCAGAAUCGAUAGAUAUACUAAUAGCUGAUUUUGAUGGGGUGCUUUAUCAUAUGUCCAAUGUCAAUAGCGAUAAAACUAAAGUGCGGAUCAGCAUAUCGCUCAAGUUCUACAAACAACUGGUGGAGCAUGGUGCUGAUGAACUGCUCAAGCGUGAAUAUGGAAAUUUACUGACUGAUACGGAAGAAGGUUACAAUGUUUCUGUACUUAUUAAUCUGGAUGAUAUACCUACGGACUGGGAGCAAAUGGCUAAGAAAAUUGGACUGCUGAAGCGCAAUUGCUUUGCCUCUGUGUUUGAAAAGUAUUUCGAUUUCCAAGAGCAAGGCGAGGAAGGACAAAAGCGUGCUGUCAUCAACUAUCGUAACGAUGAAACACUCUAUGUAGAGGCGAAGGCUGAUCGCGUUACGGUUGUCUUCAGCACCAUAUUUAGGGACGAAGAUGAUGUCAUCAUUGGCAAAGUAUUUAUGCAGGAAUUGAGAGAGGGACGUCGUGCCUCUCAUACUGCGCCACAAGUGCUCUUCACGCACCGCGAACCGCCUUUGGAAUUGGCCAACACUGAUGCUAAAGUGGGAGACAAUAUUGGUUACGUUACAUUCGUGCUAUUUCCUCGACAUACCAACAAGGAAACAAGGGACAAUACUAUAAAUUUAAUACACAUGUUCCGAGAUUAUUUGCAUUAUCACAUUAAGUGUUCAAAGGCUUACAUUCAUUCGCGUAUGCGAGCAAAAACCUCAGAUUUCCUCAAGGUGCUAAAUCGUGCAAGACCCGAGCCCAAGAAUAUUGAAAAGAAGACUAUAACGGGGAGAACAUUCAUACGCAAAGAAUGAUGCGCUAAGUAUAUUUAGUUGUUUUUAUAUAAAUAUAAAAAUAAAAAAUUUGUAUUAAACAUUGAGAUAAAUCAAUCAGAAUUCUUGGCGUAACUCAAGCUAAAUGUUUCAAAAACUACAAGUAAACGGUGAAAAGAUUGAUGAUACAGAGAUGAUGAUUAUCAUAAUUUCAAAACUGAAAGUAUUCCAGAAGAGAGCACGUUAAGCUAACUUUAAGCUGAGCAAAUUAAUGAACAAAGAACUAAUAGUUAUGCGUUAUUAUACUUAACCAUGCCCCUCUUCCCCCGCAUAUAUGUGUGUGUUUGUCGAGUCAGAAUCAUAUAAAAAUUUGUUACAGUCAUAUAGCCGAGUCAGCGUACAUAUUAUGUAUAACAAAACUAAAGAUUUGUCAGCGAAAAAAAAAAAGAAAAUAAAUUAAACCUUUUAAAAUAAUGCAUAAAUGUAAGUGGAAAAAAGUAAUGUCAUAAACAUAACAAGCUGUUAAUGUCGCAAUUAUUGUAAUGCUGCCCUCAAAAGACAACAUAACUAGCCCGUAUGUGUAGAGAAUUAAACAAAACAAAAAGGUUUAUAUAUUAAAACAAACUUUGAUACAUUACAGAAAACAA
Molecule: messenger RNA, 2191 nt
Organism: Drosophila busckii
Lineage: Eukaryota; Metazoa; Arthropoda; Insecta; Diptera; Drosophilidae
Gene: Arpc2
Product: actin-related protein 2/3 complex subunit 2
Exons: 7
Coding region: 681-1586 (301 amino acids)
Biological process (GO): Arp2/3 complex-mediated actin nucleation; actin filament polymerization
Cellular component (GO): Arp2/3 protein complex; actin cytoskeleton
Molecular function (GO): structural constituent of cytoskeleton; actin filament binding
Source: RefSeq, a predicted model, not a curated record